AUGCUCGAGGAUCCCGUCAUGAUCAAAUUCAUGACCGAAGUCUCGUCACUAUUCGCCGCUAGUCGACAAGUUCCAUGGUUAAUCGAUGUUGAGGAAUACAUGGCUCAGUUGCCAAAUCACAUCGUGCCGCGAGUGAACUCAAGCGGUGAAAAGUAUCGUGAAAAGCAAUUGCUCACACAACUACCACGACAGGAUCUGUCCGUUGCCUACUGUAGGCACUUAGGCAGCAAUGCUGAACGAAAGGUGGGUCUUACAAAGAAUUAUGGGCGCCUGUGGUUUUUUUGUAGGUGUUAG
Cooperia oncophora is the source of this 294-nucleotide messenger RNA. The record is from the annotation of a GenBank genome assembly. Lineage: Eukaryota; Metazoa; Nematoda; Chromadorea; Rhabditida; Trichostrongylidae.